Camarhynchus parvulus is the source of this 1180-nucleotide messenger RNA. RefSeq names its product protocadherin gamma-B3-like. Gene Ontology annotation, cellular component: plasma membrane. The transcript has a single exon. Gene Ontology annotation, molecular function: calcium ion binding. The record is from RefSeq and is a predicted model, not a curated record. Lineage: Eukaryota; Metazoa; Chordata; Aves; Passeriformes; Thraupidae. Gene Ontology annotation, biological process: homophilic cell-cell adhesion. Bases 129 to 1046 code for a protein of 305 amino acids.
CGGCGGCGAGAGGCGGCGCGGCGACCUGGGUGUCUUUCAGCGGUGUCUGUUUUGGGCGGCGAGAGCGGCUUUUUGGGAGGCAGGGCAGCGGCAGGAGGCAGGAGCGCGGCGAGCGCAGCGGGCAGAGAAUGGCGGUGAGGCGGCGGCAGAGGCGCGGGCCGGGCGGCGGGCGAGCGCUGCUGGCCGCGCUGCUGCUGUGCGUGUGGUGCCGGGCGGCGGCCGAGCGGCUCCGCUACGCCAUCCCCGAGGAGCUGGCCAGAGGCUCGCUCGUGGGGCCGCUGGCGCGGGACCUGGGGCUCAGCGCGGACCAGCUGCCGGCGCGCAAGCUGCAGGUGGCGUCUGCCGGCAAGAAGCAGCUGAAAUACUUCAUGGUGAAUGAGGAGAACGGGAACCUGUACGUGAACGAGAGGCUGGACCGGGAGGAGAUGUGCGGCGACUCGGCGACCUGCUCCGUCAGCUUCGAGGUGCUGGUGCACAACCCGCUGAAUGUUUUCCGCGUCGAGGUGUCCAUCGAGGAUGUGAAUGACAAUUCCCCGGCCUUCAGCAAGGCUGUUCUGGAACUAGAGAUUGGUGAAUGGACUCUUCCCGGUGCUCGUUUUCCGCUGGAGAUGGCCCAAGAUGCUGACGUAGGAAGCAACUCGCUGCUGACUUACCAGCUCACCAGCAACCCAUCUUUCUCUCUGUCCAUAAAGGAGAGCCCUGACGGAAGCAAGCAGCCGGAAUUAGUGCUGGAGAGAGCGUUGGAUCGGGAGAAGCAGAGCUCCUUUGAGCUGGUGCUGACGGCAGUGGAUGGCGGGGAACCCACGAGGUCUGGGGCUGUCCAGAUUCGGGUCAACGUGACCGACGCAAAUGACAACCCACCCGUGUUCAGCAAAACCAUCUACGAGGCACGAUUUGCAGAGAAUCUGCCGGCAGGGUCUCUGGUGCUGCGGGUGCGGGCAACAGAUGCGGACGCGGGCACUAAUGGGCGAGUCUCGUACUCCUUCAGCAACAUCCAGGCGCCAUCAGUUCUUUGUUCACUGUGGACAGCGAUAGCGGGGAGAUAAGGACGGCGGGUCCACUCGAUUUCGAGGAGAAGAGUAAAUACAGCUUCGGUUUGGAGGCGAGAGACGGCGGGGGCUUGGUAUCACACUGCAAGGUGCAAAUAGACGUCACGGACGAGAACGACAACGCGCCCGAG